Molecule: messenger RNA, 3197 nt
Organism: Erinaceus europaeus (western European hedgehog)
Lineage: Eukaryota; Metazoa; Chordata; Mammalia; Eulipotyphla; Erinaceidae
Gene: MEFV
Product: MEFV innate immunity regulator, pyrin
Exons: 11
Coding region: 109-2334 (741 amino acids)
Molecular function (GO): protein binding; zinc ion binding
Source: RefSeq, a predicted model, not a curated record
GGAAUGUUUUCUCCCCACAACCAAGUUUGGGAACAAUCGUCCCGACCGUGACGGUUUGGCACCGGUGGGGCUCUAGGCCAGAAGGCUCCCUCUCCUCCCCAGAGGUGGAUGCCAGGCAGGUCUCUCCUGGUCAACGCCAUGGCUAAGACCCUGAGUGACCAUCUGCUGUACUCCCUGGAGGAGCUGGUGCCUUAUGACUUUGAGAAGUUCAAGUUCAAGCUGCAGAAUAUAAGCCCGGAGAAGGAGCAGCCCCGGAUCCCCAGCAGCCAGCUGCAAAGAGCCCGGCCAGUGCGGAUGGCCUAUCUACUACGCACAUACUAUGGCGAGCCAGGGGCUGUGCAGCUGACCCUGCAGGUGCUGCGGGGCAUGAACCAGAACCAGCUGGCAGAGGAGCUGCACCGUGCUACCAGCCCAGAAAAUUUCAUCCAAGAAAAGGACGCAGGCAGCUCUAGUGGGGAGAGCAUGCCCAGGGGCCUGAGGAUGCCCGAGGUCCUGCAAGGAGCCGGGCAGCUGCAGAGUGGGGAAAGGCCGGCCGGCCAGCCCGAGACUUCAGGGAGGGCAUCCCAGAAGAAGCCUGUGAACAAACACAGAGACCAGAAGGGCCCCGAGGUGCUGUGCAAGCCGGAGACCAAGAAACUGAAUGUGGGGACCAAGAGAGUCCUGCUUCCCAACAAGGUGCAGGACAAGAGUACCGGGCUCCGCAGGAAUGCCAGCUCUGCAGGAAGGCUGCAGGGCCUCUUCAACUCGGGCGUCACAAGGAGAGAGCACAAUGUCUCUUCAGGAAAGGAGCGACCCAGGAGUCUCGAAAUCACCAUUUCUUCCAGCGAGAGAGAACUCCCCAAUCAAGGAACUCUCCUGACUCAAGAGAAGGUUCCCCACUUAGCUGGGAGACUGGCCCAGGCUGGAUGUCCACUAUACUGCGCCCAGGAAAGAGGCCCAGCGGGUGGCGCCUGCCUGCCAGGUUCCCACAGCUGGCCCUCAAUGGCUCCCAGGGACCCCAAGGCCUCGAACCCAGCAGGCUGCCAGGCUGCGCUCCCCACGAAGAACUCUGGGUGCUGCGAGUGGCAGGAGGGUCAGCCAGUGGCCAGCCUGAGCCCCAGGGCCCUGCCGCAGUGCAAGCGCCACCUGAGGCAGGUCCAGCUGCUCUUCUGUGAGGACGAUGAGCAGCCCAUCUGCCUCAUCUGCAAACUGAGUGAGGAGCACCGCGACCACCGGGUUCGCCCCCUGGAGGAGGCUGCCCUGGACUACAAGGAGCAAAUUCAGAAGCAAGUAAAACAUCUGAAGGAGCUGAGAUGCUCAGUGGAGGAGCAGCGCUCGCAUGGACAUACGACAACUGAAGAACUCCUGAAACAGGUAGCGGCCCAGAAGCAGAGGGUGCAGAGGCAGCUGCAGGAGCUGUGCCAGUUCCUGGAACAGCAGGAGCAGCUCUUUGUGACCUGGCUGGAGGACCUUGGCGAUGCCAUCAGCCAGGCUGGGGAGACGUAUGGCACCCGGGUGUCGGGGGACAUCGCCUCUCUCGACGAGCUGAUCUGGGAUCUGGAAGCCAGGCAGUGCCAGUCCAUGUGGACGCUCAUGCAGGACAUCGGAGUCACCCUGCACAGGGCCAAGACAAUGACCAUCUCUGAGCCAUGGACAACCUCCCAAGACACGGAGAAGAAGAUUCAGCUGCUUUGCCAGAAGUCAGAGUCUGUGGAGAAGAACAUGAAGAGGUUCUCAGAAACCUUGCGUUCAGAAAUAGAGACAUUCAGUGUCCCUGAUCUUAUGGGAGCCCAAGCACAUGCUGUUCAGGUGACUCUGGAUGUAGAAACAGCCCAUCCCAACCUCGCCAUUUCUGAAGACCGGAAGAGUGUGAGACUUGGCAACAAGGACAACCGCCUCCCUGACAGCCCGGAGAGGUUUGAGAGCUGCAUGGUCACCCUGGGCUGUCCCAGCUUCUUCUCAGGCCGCCAUUACUGGGAGGUGGAGGUGGGAGAUAAGACUGGGUGGAUUCUGGGUGUCUGCAAGUCCAAUGUGAACAGGAAGGGGAGUAUGACACUGUCCCCAGAGAAAGGCUACUGGGUGUUGAUGAUGACAAGGCGAAAUGAGUACCAGGUGUCCACCUUCCCCCCAACCCACCUGUACAUUCGGGAGCCACCCAGAUGUGUGGGCAUCUUUCUGGACUACAAGGGUGGAGGCAUCUCCUUUUACAACGUGACAACCAAGUCCCACAUCUACACAUUCACCGGCUUCGCUUCCUCGGAGCCGCUCCGAUCGAUGUUCAGCCCUGGAACCCAUGAUGGAGGGAAGAAUGUGGAGCCUCUGACCAUCUGUCCAGUGGGUGGCCAGGGCCCUUGAGGACGCCCACAUGCGUGUCUCAUGAUUCUCUCGGCCUGCAUCCUGAAUGUGUACACUCAAUCGUCCCCUGUGGGAUGCCAGCUGCUCAGGGUACUAAGCAAGAGAAUCAUCCCUUGCCCGGGAAGCUGAUGAAACAGUAGCAGAGAAGUCAGGUCCACAGACACUGUAAACUCCGUGUGAAGAGAACAUGAGCCCUGCUGACAUGCCAUGGCUUUGGAGGAGGCAGUGUGUGGCUGUGGGGAUAAGCACGCCCAGGGCCUCCGCGUUCCUUCCCUCAGCUUUUCAUCCCCAGGAAGUGUCCUGUGACUUGCUGAAUGGCAUGCUCACUCGCCUGCGCCCUUCUUUCCUCUAAGAGGCUGCAGCUGGGAUGCCCAGCUAGGUGGCCACAGCAGGGAGCACUGAUUGCUCCUUGUGUUCCUGGGAGGGUAACUGGGACAAGCCAGGAGCUCCACACGGGCACGCUCAGGUGCCACCGGCCACACACUGUGUCUGGGCAGGGGACGCCGCUUUGUCUGCUCCCCAUAUCUGCCGAGGCUCCAGGGGCCACAGUGCAGUCAGCUUUAGUUCCCAGUACCACCAUCACCAGAACUGAGCAGUGCGACGGUUAAAACAAAAUUCAUGCCCAAAAUAAGUCUGUCAUUCAAACAUGUUUGCUGAUUUAAUGGAGGUGUAAUGGGGUUUUGCUUGUGGUUUAAUUUAUUUCAUUACAUGUUAGUGAAUUUGUGUGUGUGUGUGCAUUUCUGGGGAUUUACUGAUGUGUCUUCCUAUAGAAUUAGGAUGGGUUCUUUUGACAACGGGUUCAUUUGUUUGAUGGAACUGAGAUACUGAACUCAGCUGUAAAUAUUAUAGGUACUGAACAAGUU